This is a messenger RNA of Aureobasidium namibiae CBS 147.97, 2892 nucleotides long. RefSeq names its product Cse1-domain-containing protein. Gene Ontology annotation, molecular function: small GTPase binding; nuclear export signal receptor activity. Gene Ontology annotation, biological process: protein import into nucleus; protein export from nucleus. The record is from RefSeq and is a predicted model, not a curated record. The transcript is spliced from 3 exons. NCBI's taxonomy places the organism in Eukaryota, Fungi, Ascomycota, Dothideomycetes, Dothideales, Saccotheciaceae. Gene Ontology annotation, cellular component: nuclear envelope; cytosol. The coding region runs from base 1 to 2892 and encodes 963 amino acids.
AUGUCGGCCGAUCUCUCAACGAUCGCCAACCUGCUGCAGGCCAGUCUUGAUCCCCGCCAGAACAAGCAAGCCGAACAGGCCAUUCGCCAGGAAGAGGCAAAGCCUCAGUUCUCCCUCGCCCUGCUCCAGAUUGUCGCCUCAGACUCAUAUCCCAACACGACACGGUUGGCGGCCGCUCUCUUCUUCAAAAACUUCAUCCGCCGCAGCUGGACCGACGAGGAUGGCAACUACAAGCUCCCCCAGGACGAGGUCACGGCCAUCAAGCGUGAGGUUAUUGGCCUCAUGAUCUCGGUGCCCAACACCAUCCAGACUCAGCUGGGCGAGGCCAUCAGCGUCAUCGCAGAUUCAGACUUCUGGGAGCGCUGGGACACGCUGGUCGACGACCUUGUGUCCCGCUUCACCCCCGACAACCCAAAGGUCAACAAUGGUGUCCUGCAGGUCGCACACUCCAUCUUCCGCCGCUGGCGCCCGCUCUUCCGCACAGAUGACCUCUUCACCGAGAUCAACCACGUCUUGUCAAAGUUCUGCGAGCCCUACCUCGCCCUGCUGCAGAGCACAGAUCAGCAAAUCGCCGCAAACCAGAACAACAAGGAGCUCCUCACCCAGCACUUCACCACGCUCAACCUCAGCGUCAAGCUGUUCAACGACCUUUCCUGCCAAGAUCUGCCCCCGGUCUUCGAAGACAACCUUGGCUCCAUCAGUGCUCUGCUCAUGAAGUAUUUGAGCUACGACAACCCUCUCCUCCACACCGACGACGAGUCUGAGGCUGGUCUCCUAGAGUACAACAAGGCUGCCAUCUUCGAGGCAUUGAUUCUCUACGUUCAGAAAUAUGAGGAUGCUUUCGGACCAUAUCUGGGCCAGUUCGUCGAGAGCUCAUGGACCCUCUUGACCACUAUCGGUCCUGAGACCAAGUACGACAUCCUGGUCAGCAAGGCUCUGCAGUUCUUGACUUCGGUCACCAAGAUCAACCAAUACGCCCAGAGCUUCAGCAACCAAGAAAUCUUGGGCCAGGUCGUCGAGAAGGUCAUUCUGCCAAACUUGUCUCUGCGCGAGUCGGAUGUUGAAAUGUUUGAGGACGAGCCGAUCGAGUUCAUCCGCCGUGAUCUGGAAGGAUCUGACAGCGACACGCGCAGAAGAGCGGCCACCGACUUCCUCCGCCAGCUGGUCGAGCAGUUCGAGAAGCUCGUCACCGACGUUGUUUCGCAGUACAUUUCGCACUAUCUGGCCGACUAUGAAAAGAGCAAGAGCGAUAACUGGAAGUCGAAGGAUACUGCCGUCUACCUCUUCACCUCGAUCGCUGCCAAGGGCGUGCCCACCGCUGCUCGUGGUGUUCAGACAACAAACCCCAACGUCGACGUUAUCGACUUCUUCCAAAAGAACAUCGCCGUCGAUCUCACCUCGGCCGACACUGAGGCCAUUCUCAAGGUUGACGCCAUCAAGUAUCUCUACCUGUUCCGCAGUCAGCUUACCCAGGAUCAAUGGCAAGCUGCCUUCCCUCUCCUGGUCCAGUGUCUUGGCAACGAGAACUACGUCGUACAUUCUUAUGCCGCCAUUGCUGUUGAGCGUGUUCUCUACAUGACCGAUGACAAGCGCCAGCCUAUCAUCCCCAGAGAGACCCUCCAGUCACUCAGCAAGGACCUUCUUCAACAUCUUUUCCUUCUCAUGACCAAGGACUCCAAGGCUGAGAAGAUUCAGGAAAACGAGUUCUUGAUCAAGUGUGUGAUGCGUGUUCUUAUCGUUAUUCGUGAGGGUGUCUUGCCCAUCCUCGACAUGGUACUCACCAACCUCAUCAACAUUGUCAAGGUCAUUCGCCACAACCCCAGCAACCCUCGCUUCUACUACUACCACUUUGAGAGCAUUGGUGCUCUUGUUCGCUUCGCCGCCCCUACACAGUCUGCCAAGCUUGAGGCCGCUCUUUACGAUCCCUUCGCUGAGAUUCUGGCCAACGAUGUCCAGGAAUUCCAGCCCUACGUUUUCCAGGUCUUCGCUGCACUCCUCGAGGCAAACCCCUCGGGUACAUUGCCCGACUACUACCAGAGCUUGCUUGGCCCUAUCCUUACCCUCGACAUGUACAACUCUCGCGGCAACGUCCCGGCUCUUGUCCGUCUCCUCUCAUCCAUGAUUCCCCGCGCCGCCGAGCAAAUCGCUGCCAACAACCAGAUCGAGCCGAUUCUGGUCAUCUUCCAGAAGCUCAUCUCUUCAAAGGCAAACGAGUCACUGGGCUUCGACUUGCUCGAGGCCAUCUGUGGCAGCCUUCCUGUCGCUGCUCUGCAAAACUACCUGACUACCAUCGUCCAGCUGCUCAUGACUCGUCUAUCCAACUCCAAGACCGAGAACUUCACCAUCCGCUUUGUUCGCUUCUACCACUUCUUCUCAGCACGCGAUGACAAGGGUCUUGGUCCCGAUCUUUUCAUCAACGUCACCGACCAGGUUCAGCAAAAUGUCUUCACUCCCAUGUACCUGCAGAUCAUCCUCCCUGAUACACAGAAGUUGUCACGACCGUUCGACCGCAAGACUGCUGUCGUUUCGCUCACUCACACCCUCGCUAACAGCCAGGCCUUUGUUGAUCGUUACGGCAAGAAGGGCUGGGGUUUCACAUGCGAAGCAUUGCUCAAGCUUCUCAUCAACCCUCCGCUUCCGCAAUCUGCUGAUGACCUGAUCAUUGAAGACCGCGAUGUGGAAGACGUUGGCUUUGGUGUUGGCUUCACCGCCUUGAACACUUGCAAGCCUGUUCCUAGAGAUCCUUUCCCCGAGGUUCAAGACGUCAAGCAGUGGGUCGGUCAGUACCUUCGCGAAGCCGACACCAAGACUGGUGGCCGUAUCGCAGCUGCUGUGUCUGAGAAGCUUGGUCCCGACGCUCAGGCAGCCCUGAGCAGUGUUAUGCAAGGAUAG